Diabrotica balteata is the source of this 1244-nucleotide messenger RNA. The record is from the annotation of a GenBank genome assembly. NCBI's taxonomy places the organism in Eukaryota, Metazoa, Arthropoda, Insecta, Coleoptera, Chrysomelidae.
UUGAAGUAAGAGGGAGCCGAUUGAGAUGUUGCUGUUUUUUUGUGUAGUGGCCCUCUUGAAAUUCUCGAACGGGGAGAUUUUUGACUUUGCCGAUGAAGAUCCUUUAAAUUCUGUGUGGCCACAAGGCGAACGAAUAAAACUAAAAACAACAGAAUGUCAGGUUCAAACACAAAAUGGUGUUAAAUAUGGCCAGUGCGUCCCAUACGCUAGCUGUCUUCUCUCACAAGGAACACCGAACGGAUUUUGUGGUAUUCUCCAAACCUGCUGUGUUUAUGAAAGUACCUGUGGAAAAACCAGUAACGCCAAAGUAAGCUACUUUGAGACAACUGAACUGGCUAAUGGACAAACCAACUGUGAAUAUAUAGUUCAACUCAGGAACAAAAAUAUUUGUCAAGUAAGGUUGGACUUCAUUAAGUUUAACUUAGCCCCAGCCACUCUAACCACACCGCAAUUCGCAUCUUAUAAAUCAUACAGAUGUGUUGACGACAUAUUUAGAAUAACACCGAACCCCUUCAACAUUCCAGAUCUUUGUGGAAAUAAUGAUAAACAACAUGUUUAUAUCCACGUUAACCAGACUGACGGAGUAACCAAAGGAGUCCAAUUGCAGAUGGCUUUAGCAAACAGAAACUACAAUCCACUACUAUUUUCCCCAACUUGGAGAAUUAAAAUUACACAACUUGAGUGUCCAGGCCAUCGCUCCGGUCUAAACUUUGGAGAUAACAAAGAUGUAAUCGAAGAUUUUCCACUACUAGCUCCUUUGGGUGCCAUACAAUACUUUUCAGAAUCUACUGGAUAUAUUAAGUCAUUUGGUUUUGAUGGUUCUGUGAGUAAUCAACAGAGCUAUACUUAUGGACAAUCAUAUGCUAUUGGUUUCAAAAGGGAAAUUGGCGUAUGUGGAAUAAGAUUUGUACCUGACUAUAUGUACCUACCUUACGAUAACUCCCUUGGACUUCAUGGUGACAACGACUGUAUGCACUAUUUGUAUGUACCAGAACUAUAUUUUGAUGAUGUGAUGUCAACGUCCAACAGCUUAAUUUCCAAAGUUUGUCUGACUGAACCUGAAGAUUUCAGAUCAUAUGCUCCCGGUCCUUUCUACGUUCACUUUAAUUCACAAAAAACGAAUUUCACUACUGAUGAAGAGAAAAAACAAGGAUUCAACAUUAAAUAUCAACUCCUAAGUAGAUGUCCAUAGAAUUCUAUUAUUUUUACUUUUUAUUUAUUUAAUUUAUUGAUGUAAUCAUAUU